Molecule: messenger RNA, 563 nt
Organism: Suillus clintonianus
Lineage: Eukaryota; Fungi; Basidiomycota; Agaricomycetes; Boletales; Suillaceae
Exons: 1
Source: RefSeq, a predicted model, not a curated record
AUGUCAAAUCCUGCAGGCAACGACAUCCGUUCGAGGCCAAUCGACUUGUUGUUUUGCUGCCUCACAAAUGACCCAACAUACACGGAAUUUGAACAGUUUGCUCAAGUCCUUAAUUCACUGGCAAGCAUCGUCAUUCCUACACCGGACUUCGCUGGCAUCUUGGGGUUGGGCAAGCGGCUGUGGUUGGGACAGGUGACCUGGAAGGAUUUCGUGGAUGACUUCUUGGACAACCAUUUGACUGCGGGCGACAUCGGAACUUCAGAGACCUCGGAACAACUGGGUAAUCCGGUUAUUGCCUGCCUUGUUGUUUCUGCUAUUGACGUUCAAUCUUUGCAUCCAGACUCGCGGAACACCUUGAAUACCCUGGAGGUCCGGUUGUUGCUCGAAGGUUAUGUCCGCCGGCAGAGGUCUAAGCCUGAUCAACCCUGGAACAUCAGAGAUCAAGUUCUAUGGCAAGCCCUUAGCAGAGCGUUGCCAGGGAAGGAUCACAGUGAUGUCUUGAAAGGCAUAAUCUGGAAGAUCGUGUCCGGCCAGAACGUCUCCGAUGUGUUGAACGCAUUGAA